Molecule: messenger RNA, 1929 nt
Organism: Purpureocillium lilacinum
Lineage: Eukaryota; Fungi; Ascomycota; Sordariomycetes; Hypocreales; Ophiocordycipitaceae
Source: RefSeq, a predicted model, not a curated record
AUGUUUCAGGUCUGGCUUGCAACCAACUCGAUAUCACCAGCCUACAUUUCUCUUGAUCGAUCGCUCAAGGCCAUUUGCGACAAGUACGGCGAUGCUGGUGAUGUUGCGUUUGAGGCAAAGAAGAAGCAAAGCUUCACCUUUCGAAAGCCCAAGCCUCUGUCUAUCAAAGGGGUUUACCAAUCAUUGGUCAAGAUUGCUACAACUCAAGGCCAGGGCAGCAACGAAGUGAAGCAACGAAUUGUCGAUCGACUGCUGCAAGAUGCUCGAGGAGGCGAAGAGAGCCGAUUCAUAGUGCGAACUCUUUGCCAGCGUCUAAGAAUAGGCGCCGUCAAGACGACAAUGCUUGUAGCCCUAUCUCGAGCCUUUCUGUUAUCGCGGCCCGGAGAGGCCGACUUCCCCUUGCAAUCGGCACCAGAACUGUCCAAGCUCAAGAGGGAAGAAUUGGCCGAAGUAUGGGGCAAGGCCGAAGAGAUCGUCAAGGCAUGCUUUGCAAGACAUCCCAACUACAAUGACCUGAUACCAGUUCUUCUCCAAAUAGGUGUCACGGAAGAGCUGCUGGUGUGUUGCGGCUUGACUCUACACAUCCCGCUGCGGCCUAUGCUGGGUAGUAUCACCCGCGAUUUGUCAGAGAUGUUGACCAAGUUGCAAGGCCGGGACUUUGCAUGUGAGUUCAAAUAUGACGGCCAGAGAGCACAAGUCCACUGCGAUGAGAAGGCGAAUGUGUCCAUCUUCUCACGCCACCUGGAUCUGGUGACGGACAAGUACCCUGACCUUGUGGAGCUGGUGCCCAAGAUUCGCAGCGAAGGCGUGAGCAGCUUCAUCAUGGAUGGGGAACUUGUGGCUGUCGACCGAGGCACAGGCGAGCUCAAGAAAUACCAGGCGUUGACGAACCGCGCUAGGAAGGAUGUGGACAUCGGAAGCAUCACCAUAGAUGUGUGCCUGUUUUCGUUUGAUCUGAUGUACCUGAACGGACAGCCACUCCUCGAUCGACCGUUCCGAGAGCGUCGAAAACUUCUGCGAACACUAUUCACAGAAGUGCCUCACCACUUUACAUGGGUCAAGAGCCUUGACGCAACAUCCGUAGAUUCCGAGGCCGUGUUGGACUUCUUCAAGUCAGCCAUCGAGAGCAAGUGCGAAGGGAUUAUGGUCAAGAUCCUGGACAACUUACGCGACGUGCCAUAUGCCGACUACGCCCCGGAGCAACCACAACCACUCAAGUUAUCCGAGAAACUCUCGACACCAAAUUCAAAGCCAAAGUUGAAGCAGAAAUCGAAGAACGGGACGGCUGUCAGUGGUGAAGAGGGCAAAAUCAAGUCUCGAAGGAAACCGCUCUUAGCCACGUACGAGCCGGACAAGCGACUGGACUCGUGGCUCAAGGUCAAGAAAGACUACAACUCAAGUUUCGAUACCCUGGACUUGAUCCCUAUAGCCGGCUGGCAUGGACAAGGCCGCAAGGCGAAGUGGUGGUCACCGAUCUUGCUGGCGGUGCCCAAUGAGGAGACGGGAAUGUUCGAGGCGGUGUGCAAAUGCAUAUCUGGCUUCACCGACGCGUUUUGCCAGGCGAAUAAGCAGUUUUACGACAAUGGCGACGAGAGCGGCGAGCCGAAAAACGUUCGGUUUCAAAAGCCGAGUUACAUAGAAUACAACGGUCCAGGCCCGGAUGUGUGGUUUGAACCGCAAGAAGUCUGGGAGGUGGCGUUUGCAGACAUUACUCUGAGCCCGACUUAUACGGCGGCGAUUGGCCUGGUGAGCGACGAGAGAGGACUGAGCCUGCGGUUUCCACGAUUUUUGAAGAAGCGAGAGGACAAGGGCAUUGAGGAGGCCAGCACCAACGAGUUUCUAGCCGGGCUUUGGAGGAAGCAGGAGGCAAAGGCCGUGACCGAGAGAGAUUCAAAGGCAGCUGGUGAGGAAGAGGCUGGGGAGGUGUGA